Messenger RNA from Penicillium macrosclerotiorum, 1134 nucleotides. Its product is annotated as pyruvate dehydrogenase (acetyl-transferring) subunit E1 beta. NCBI's taxonomy places the organism in Eukaryota, Fungi, Ascomycota, Eurotiomycetes, Eurotiales, Aspergillaceae. The transcript has 4 exons. Gene Ontology annotation, molecular function: pyruvate dehydrogenase (acetyl-transferring) activity. Bases 1 to 1134 code for a protein of 377 amino acids. Gene Ontology annotation, biological process: pyruvate decarboxylation to acetyl-CoA. The record is from RefSeq and is a predicted model, not a curated record.
AUGGCCGCUCCCCGACUUUUCCGCCCAGCAUCCCGGCUGCUUUCUUCGCGCCUUGCCUCCACCCCUCUCCGUCCGGCUUUCGUCCAGUCCGCUUGCGCCCAAACUGCCCUGCGCACCCGGGGCUAUGCCACUGAGGGUGGUGUGAAGGAGGUCACUGUCCGUGAUGCUCUGAACGAGGCUCUUGCCGAGGAGUUGGAGAGCAACCAGAAGACCUUCAUUCUGGGUGAGGAGGUUGCACAGUAUAACGGAGCAUACAAGGUGACACGAGGUCUCCUGGACCGGUUUGGCCCGAAGCGGGUUAUUGAUACUCCCAUUACUGAGGCUGGUUUCUGUGGCCUGGCUGUCGGUGCUGCUCUGGCUGGUCUGCACCCUAUCUGCGAGUUCAUGACCUUCAACUUCGCCAUGCAGGCUAUCGAUCAGAUCAUUAACUCCGGUGCUAAGACUCACUACAUGUCCGGUGGUAUCCAGCCUUGCAAUGUUACUUUCCGUGGUCCCAACGGCUUUGCCGCCGGCGUUGCUGCUCAGCACUCCCAGGAUUUCUCCGCCUGGUACGGCAGCAUUCCCGGCCUGAAGGUUGUCUCCCCCUGGAGCUCCGAGGAUGCCAAGGGUCUUUUGAAGGCUGCCAUCCGCGACCCCAACCCCGUCGUGGUUCUGGAGAACGAGCUUCUUUACGGCCAGGCUUUCCCGAUGAGCGAGGCCGCCCAGAAGAGCGACUUCGUCCUGCCCAUUGGCAAGGCCAAGAUUGAGCGUCCCGGCAAGGACCUGACCAUCGUCUCUCUCUCCCGCUGUGUCGGUCAGUCCCUCACUGCCGCUGCCGAGCUCAAGCAGAAGUACGGCGUCGAGGCUGAGGUCAUCAACCUCCGCUCCAUCAAGCCCCUCGAUGUUGAGACCAUCAUUGCCUCGCUCAAGAAGACUGGCCGCCUGAUGGUCGUCGAGUCCGGCUACCCCAUGUUCGGUGUCUCCUCCGAAAUCCUGGCUCUGUCCAUGGAGUACGGCUUCGACUACCUGACCGCUCCCGCUGCCCGUGUCACCGGUGCUGAGGUUCCCACCCCUUACGCUGUUGGCCUGGAGAACAUGAGCUUCCCCCAGGAGGAUACCAUUGUCAGCCAAGCCGCUAAGGUGCUGCGCCUGUAA